Molecule: messenger RNA, 555 nt
Organism: Brettanomyces bruxellensis
Lineage: Eukaryota; Fungi; Ascomycota; Pichiomycetes; Pichiales; Pichiaceae
Exons: 1
Coding region: 1-555 (184 amino acids)
Cellular component (GO): mitochondrion
Source: RefSeq, a predicted model, not a curated record
AUGUUUGUGCGCUCGUUUACAAGAUUAUCCAUAAGGCGAUUGGCUACGGCAGCUCCAAAAGCAGAAGCUGGUGCUAGUGCAUCUGGAUCAAAAGCUGUGGAGGAAAAAGCAGCAAGUGAAAUACAGAAAAAGAAAGCACAUAAGGCAAAAAGAGUUUUAAACAUUCCAAAGUCUUCAAAGGAGGUGCCAGAUGUUAACACGUUUUUAAAGAAAAUUGGACGUGGAGCAACCGAGAAUGCGGAAACAUUUGAAAACGACUGGAAGAAGUUUUUCACUAUGAACUCUAGGAAAAUGAAAGAGGAAGGAAUCGACACAAAGCUGAGGAGAUACAUACUGGAUUGGAGGGAGAAGUAUGCACAGGGGAUACCCUUGGACGAGAUAAAGCUGCCUGUGAAAAAGCAUGGGGGUGAAAGAAGAAAGAGGAUUUAUGCUGCAGAGAAAAAAGUCAAAGAGAGAAUAGCAGCGGCUCAGUUAAGGAAGGCAUACAGGAAAAAGGCCAACGUGGAGCGUAUUCAGAAGCUCAAGUGGGAAAAACUGCAUUCGCAGAGAAAAUAG